ACAAUUUAUACAGAGGUGGGGAUGGACAAAGGCAUUCUGGUUCAUGUGAGAGAGGAACAGCACUUCAGAGAGAGCCUUGCUGUUUGAACUGUAGGAUUUUGGCAGGUGUAACUAUGAGGAAGAUACUGUGGGCAGGGCUCACCAUUUUGCUGAAUCUGCAGCUUGUUUCUGCCUACAAAAUUGUGUGUUAUGUCACUAACUGGGAUCAGUACAGGGAAAAACCAGCCAAAUUCACACCAGAAAAUAUCGACCCAUUCCUGUGUACCCAUGUGAUAUUUGCUUUUGCUGGGAUGGACAACAACCAAAUUAUCACUAAAGAGUGGAAUGAUGAAACACUCUACGGACAGCUUAAUGCUUUAAAGCACAGAAACAGCAAGCUGUUGACAUUGCUGGCUAUUGGAGGGGGAACCUUUGAGAAUCAGAAGUUCACCACUAUGGUGUCAUCUCCGACAAAUCGCCAGGCAUUCACCACAUCAGCAAUAACCUUCCUCCGCAACUAUGGCUUUGAUGGUCUAGAUCUUGAUUGGGAAUAUCCAGGUUCCAAAGGUAGCCCCCCAGAGGAUAAGCAUCACUUCACAAUCUUGACCGAGGAAUUGUCAGCAGCUUUUAAGGAAGAGGGGGAAAGAACCAGUCGUCCACGGCUGCUGCUUUCUGCAGCCGUAUCUUCCAGCAAACACACCAUGGAUGCUGGAUAUGAAGUUGCAGCCCUUGGGAAGAGUCUUGAUUUUAUCAAUGUGAUGACCUAUGAUUUCCAUGGAAGUUGGGCACCUGUAACAGGACACAACAGCCCCCUCCAUAAGGGCUCCCAAAGCUAUGACCCAGUUCCUUUCUACAACUGUGAAUAUGCCAUGAAAUAUUGGAAGGACAAUGGAGCCCCACCUGAAAAACUCAUGAUGGGAUUUCCAACAUACGGACGAACUUUCAAACUAUCUGGUUCAAAUACUGGAAUUGGUGCUCCAGCCUCUGGUGGGGGCUCUCCUGGUGUCUACACUAAAGAAUCUGGUAUCUUGGCAUAUUACGAGGUGUGUACAUUUUUAUCAGGAGCUACCAAAGGGUGGAUUGAAGAACAGAAAGUUCCUUAUGCUUUCAAAAAUGGAGAAUGGGCUGGAUAUGAUGAUGAAAAGAGCUUUCAGUUAAAAGCUGAAUUCUUGAAACGGGAACAUUAUGGAGGUGCUAUGGUUUGGACUCUUGGCAUGGAUGAUUUCUCAGGCACUUUCUGUGGUCAAGGAGCCAAUGUCCUUGUUAAUAAACUAAAGGAAGUCCUAGGAAACUGAGUUCAUGAAGAAUCCUGACAAGCAACCUGACGAACUGAGUGAAUCUUGAGCCGAUUCAAACAUCUUGCAUUUUGGGAUUUUGCAUGCAUUUUAAGUACUACAGUAUAAGAUCUGAAACCAAGACCCGUUCAUCUCUGUUGCACCACAUAUUACCUGUUACUAUCAAGGAAUGGCUAGAUGAGGAUACUAGCAUGGCCUAUGGGGAUAUAGUAAUUUAGGUCUGAGGUCUCCAGCAUAUGCCCUUCUCCACAUACAAUGUUCCUCUGCUUGAGUUAGCUGCAUAUUCUGUUUUUAUUCUUUUACUUCUAGUCAGAUUAUCAAGACUAUGAGUCUGUAGAACUUGAAAAGUACAUGGUUUCAUGUGACUGUUUUGAUUAUGAACUUUGCUCUGAAAAAUAUAAAGGAAUCUAUUUUAAUGGACCGGAUUAUCAAUACUGCAUUCAU
Sceloporus undulatus (fence lizard) is the source of this 1718-nucleotide messenger RNA. Its product is annotated as acidic mammalian chitinase-like. Gene Ontology annotation, cellular component: extracellular region. NCBI's taxonomy places the organism in Eukaryota, Metazoa, Chordata, Lepidosauria, Squamata, Phrynosomatidae. Gene Ontology annotation, biological process: carbohydrate metabolic process; chitin catabolic process. Bases 114 to 1274 code for a protein of 386 amino acids. Gene Ontology annotation, molecular function: chitinase activity; chitin binding. The transcript has 12 exons. The record is from RefSeq and is a predicted model, not a curated record.